Silurus meridionalis is the source of this 4289-nucleotide messenger RNA. RefSeq names its product ubiquitin like modifier activating enzyme 6 (gene uba6). Gene Ontology annotation, molecular function: SUMO activating enzyme activity. Bases 239 to 3313 code for a protein of 1024 amino acids. NCBI's taxonomy places the organism in Eukaryota, Metazoa, Chordata, Actinopteri, Siluriformes, Siluridae. The record is from RefSeq and is a predicted model, not a curated record. The transcript has 33 exons. Gene Ontology annotation, cellular component: SUMO activating enzyme complex; cytoplasm. Gene Ontology annotation, biological process: protein sumoylation.
GUAAAGUCGUUUAUUUUAUUUAUCCGGUUUUUAAUAAUUUGCAGUUUAUUUUGUGGUCAGUAAAAAGCUCCUUAACUCGCUGUUAUUUCCGGAAACAAGAGCGCGCUCUUGUACACUCACACAUCGCUGCCUACUUUAUCCAAAAACGCGCAGGCCGGUGAAGCUAAUGACACUCACUCUGACCUGACUCAAGUCCACAGCAAGAACAAGCCGUCCCCCCCUCUGUCCCCUCUCCAACAUGGCUGACCCGAUGGACAUAGACGAUUCGCUGUACAGUCGGCAACGGUAUGUCCUUGGAGACAGUGCCAUGCAGCAGAUGGCUCAGUCCUCUGUAUUCUUGAGUGGAUUGGGGGCUCUGGGUGUGGAAGUAGCUAAGAACAUUGUCCUUGCUGGAGUGAAGAUGGUCACAUUGCAUGACAGUAAGCAGUGUGACGUCUGGGAUCUGGGCACUAACUUCUUUAUCCGAGAGGAGGACGUUAAGAGCCAGAAGAUGAGGGUGGAGGCGGUGCACUCUCGGGUGGCCGAGUUAAACCCGUAUGUUCAGGUUCGCGUAUCGAAUGUAGCCCUGAACCACACCACUGACCUCAGCUUCCUGCUUAAGUACCAGUGUGUUGUGCUAACAGAGACUAGUCUGAGCCUGCAGAAGAGGAUUAACAGUUUCUGUCACUCUCAACAGCCUCCGAUUAAGUUUAUUAGCUGUGACGUGUUGGGGAUUUGUUCUCGAGUGUUCUGCGAUUUCGGCGAGAGUUUCGAGGUGUCUGACCCGACAGGGGAGGAGCCUAAAGAGCUGUUUAUUCAGAAUAUCAGCCAGGAGAACCCUGGCGUGGUGACGUGCAUGGACAGCCGUACACACGGCCUGCAGACAGGACAGAGUGUGAGCUUUAGAGAGAUCAACGGCAUGAAUGAGCUCAAUGGCGCUACGCACCAAAUUACAGUUCUUUCUCCAUACAGUUUUGCAAUCAGUGAUACGUCGUCCUUCAGCCCGUAUCUUCACGGCGGCAUCGUUCAAAUGGUCAAGAUGCCCAAAACCUAUCACUUUGAGACGAUGGAACAACAGUUACAGGACCCACAGCUUCUUAUUCCAGACUUCAGUAAACCUGAGGCACCGCUGCAGAGCCACACCACUAUGAUCGCUCUGGAUAUCUUUCAGGAACAACACACCAGACUGCCGAAUAUAGAAUGUUCACAGGAUUGGGACGUUUUGCUUAAGAUUACCGAGGAGGUCCACACGACACUCAAGAACAAAGCGAGUGUGAACCCAUCGUUUGUGAAGUGUGUGUCGCGUUGUGCACGAGGCUGCCUCUCUCCUCUGGCAGCUGCUGUCGGAGGCAUCGCUAGUCAGGAAGUGCUGAAGGCUCUCACUGGAAAGUUCACGCCGCUUCAACAGUGGUUUUAUCUCGAUGCCUUAGAAGUGGUCCAACCUCUCCAGUCUCUUCCUGUGGAGGAGUUUGCACCUAGGGGGGAUCGAUACGAUGCUUUGAGGGCAUGUAUUGGCGAGUCCUUUUGUGUGGAGUUGCACAAGCUCCGAGUGUUUAUGGUGGGUUGUGGUGCUAUCGGCUGUGAGAUGCUGAAGAAUUUUGCACUGCUCGGGGUGGGACUGACCACAUGUUCAGGGGAGAUUUGCGUCACUGAUCCAGAUCUAAUAGAGAAGUCCAAUCUUAACCGCCAGUUUCUCUUCCGAUCUCAUCAUAUACAGAAGCCAAAAAGCAUCACAGCAGCUGCAGUAACAUUAGAGAUAAAUCCAGAGCUCAACAUAGACGCUAACCUGCACAAGGUAUGUCCUGCCACGGAGGAGACCUUCAACGACGAUUUUUAUUCCCGUCUCAGUCUGGUCAUCACUGCGUUGGACAAUGUGGAGGCUCGGAGAUAUGUGGACAGCCGGAGCGUGUCCAAUCAGAAAGCGUUAUUCGACUCUGGGACCAUGGGGACGAAAGGUCACACAGAGGUCAUUGUGCCGAAUCUGACCGAGUCCUAUAAUAGCCAUAGAGAUCCACCGGAGGAGGAGAUACCAUUCUGCACUCUGAAAUCUUUCCCUGCUGUGAUUGAGCAUACCAUACAGUGGGCCAGGGACAAGUUUGAAAGUGCCUUCUCCCACAAGCCCUCCAUGUACAACAUGUUCUGGCAGAACCACGUGUCUGCUGUAAAUGUAUUACAGCGGAUGAAAGCUGGAGAGAGCAUGGACGGGGGGUUUCAAGUCAUCAAGGUGUUGAGUCGCCGCCCCACAUGCUGGGAGCACUGCCUCGCCCUCGCUCGCCUCAAAUUUGACAAAUACUUCAAGAGAAAGGCACUACAACUACUGCACUCAUUUCCACUGGAUACACGACUGAAAGACGGCACUUUAUUCUGGCAGUCUCCCAAACGACCUCCAGCACCUAUCGAGUUUGAUCUCAAAGACCCGCUGCACUUUGGUUUCGUGGUCAGCACGGCUCGACUGUUCGCAGGAAUUUACAACGUUCCACAUUCUGAAAAGAACCUGACGUACGAGGCUGUGGCAAGCGUACUGACUGAAGUCACCAUUCCAGAGUACAAGCCGGCCGAGAAGCAUAUAGAGACGGAUGAAAUGGCGAAAAAGCCUGAUCAGAUGAAGCUGACGGUGAGCAGCGAGGAGGAAAGGGAAGCCAUAUCACAUCUGGAGGAGGCCAUCACAUCUGGUUUUCGACCAGAGGGCUUUCAUAUGACACCGAUGCUCUUUGAGAAAGAUGACGACUCAAAUGGUCACAUCGAUUUUGUGGAGACGGCAUCAGCCCUGAGAGCUCGCAUGUACUCGAUCGAAGCUGCCGAUCGGCUCCAGACCAAACGAAUCGCCGGAAAAAUCAUCCCUGCCAUCGCCACGGCUACCGCCACCGUCGCUGGAUUGGUGGCACUGGAGAUGAUUAAAGUUACAGGUGGUUAUGGCUUCGAGUCGUUUAAGAACUGCUUCUUCAACCUGGCCAUCCCUGUUGUGGUCCUCACAGAGACGGCUCGGGUCAGAAGGACGCAGAUAAGAGACGACAUCUCUUUCUCUAUCUGGGAUCGCUGGUCUGUUGUAGGACAUGAAAAUUUCACCCUGUCUGAUUUCAUCAAUGCUGUCAGGGAGAAUUAUGGGAUUGAGCCCACUAUGGUAGUUCAUGGAGUGAAGAUGCUUUACGUCCCCAUCAUGCCGGGACACAGCAAGAGACUGAAACUGACUAUGCAGAAGUUGAUCAGGCCUUCAGCAGACAGGAAGUAUGUGGACCUCACUGUGUCUUUUGCCCCAGAGACGGACGGGGACGAAGAUUUGCCCGGUCCUCCUGUUCGCUAUCACUUUAGACAUGAGGAUGGCAACAAGGCCUGACACACACGCACACACGCGCACACACACUGCUAUUACACCUUCCCCUGUGGACCACUAGUGGAGUAGCACUUGAUCAAUCUGUACAUAGUAAAACUUUUUUUUUCUUUAUUUUCUACGGGUUCGUAAUUUUAUUGCAUAGCUACGUCUGUGCCGAUGCCUUAAGAAAUAUUGUGUGUCCAUGAUGUUGGUGAUUUAUUAUAUAUUAUUGAUCUCACAGUCGAGGGAAAACAGUGUUUACACUCCUAACUUAAGGCUUACGAUGACUAAUUAUUUUAUCAGCGCAGACGCAGAAAUCUAGCAGCAUCCAAGCUGAUCGCUUACGACGUAAUGUUUCUUCCUUCUAUCUGUCCUUCCUUCUUUCUUUUCUUCCAUUAUGUUUUUUUGCUCCUUUCAUCCUUUAAUUCCUCCCUCCUUCCCUCCCUCCUUCAUGUUUCUCACAUGCCUUCUUUCCUUCCUACAUGUUUCUUACUGAUUAAUUCUAAGAAAAUCUCCAGUUCUCCAAACCCCUCUCCAGAGGCAUCGAAUCAUUGAGUCAAUAGAUUUGCUCACGGUUCUUUUCGGAUCCGCAUCAAAAAUCUGCUCCAGUCUCCGGGAGACGUCACAACACCAAAUCCGAGAACUCCAGUUUGACCACUUGCUCAAAAUUUCCAGAUUGCUGUGAUUUGAAUUUUUUUUUUUUUUUUACUUCAAAUCAUGUAGCACACAAGACCUGAAAAGGAAGUGAAGAAGAAGCGAGAUUUUCUUGCUUGUUUUUAUUUCUAACAACGAAAAAAACGACCCGGCGUUUUUUUGUUUGUUCUUUUUUUUUUUUUCCUGCAAAAUCCGUAACCAGGAGGUCCUCUGUAUAUGUGACUAAAAUGAUGUCAAACAUUUCACAAGUUAAAACAUAUAAAAAUAACAAAGUUCUGAAAUCAUGAACGACUGUGACGGGCGAAUGCAGCUGAACUUCUAAUCCAAAAUAAACUUUUCAACCAUG